Messenger RNA from Saccostrea cuccullata (small rock oyster), 3913 nucleotides. RefSeq names its product cartilage oligomeric matrix protein-like. NCBI's taxonomy places the organism in Eukaryota, Metazoa, Mollusca, Bivalvia, Ostreida, Ostreidae. Gene Ontology annotation, molecular function: calcium ion binding. Gene Ontology annotation, cellular component: extracellular region. Gene Ontology annotation, biological process: cell adhesion. The record is from RefSeq and is a predicted model, not a curated record.
UCCCACAGAAGCUGUUUUUCACGCACAUCUUUGAUUUCCCCUCGACCUUUUUUAGUGACUAGGGAGACGCACUAUGAUACAAAAAUGACGGCAAAAAUUCUUUAUUUUCUCAUUCUACUUUGGGGAUGUUUAAAAUUUUCUUUGGAGUUCAAAAAGGUGGAGCAGGAUGCUAUAGGUUCGGCUUUCCUGAUGACGUCAGAUGUGUUCCUGACAGGGGAAUUGUUUGAUGACAAAGAACGCCAGGGGGCGCUGGUUUUGUUUCGGGGUGAGGAUGAAACACUUGGUACAAAGUUCAUCGUAUACCUGGAAUUUACUUCACAUCAAGUAAUUAUACACGUAAAAUCACGGGAUGGAAAAGAGGUUCAAAUAACAUUCCCAUGUCAACCGCAGCUGAAAGAAAAAGACAUUCGGAUCACACUCCACUUUAAAGACCUCUUGAAAUCCCCCAACCAAAUCUUAAUGUACAUCAACUGCAAACUGGUGGGGAAGACCAGCUCAGUUCCCAUCAGGGAGGGGCUGGUAGGAUCUCAGCGACAGCAAAUAAAUCCCAGAUUCUGGUUUUAUGUUGGAAAAGAUGUAAGACAUAUCCUCCAGAAUCAGGGAUGCCCAGUCAGCUUCCCCACCCAGGAACCACCCUCUAGAAAUUCUCAUGAUACUAUUGUUCGAGUGGUAGUACCACCGCGCCCAAAACCAGACCUCGACAAAGACAAAACAUCAUCCAAGGAUAGAACGGGCCAUGUUAAAACUCCCAGGGAACCUCUUCCGGAAAGUCGACACAGGUUAACACUUCCGGAUUCUAAAGCCAUACCCAUUGAUUCUAGAGAAGUCCAUCUAUUGUCGACUUCCCUGAGAACACUCACUUCCGCCGUUAUGCAACUGCAGCGACAGAUAACGAUACAGGGCCAAGAGACACGUUACCUGAGAGAAGUCUUGAGUCGCUGUGAUAUGUGUAGAGGGCGCACUGGCCAACCAACAGAUACGUAUCACCGAGAGAGAAUUUUGACUUGCCAGGACAAGCCAUGCUACGAUAACGUGCAAUGUGAGGAUACCUCACGUGGAUACCGGUGUGGGAGGUGCCCAGAAAACUUCACAGGAGACGGAAUCACAUGUGUUCCUAAAAUCACGUGUGAACAGAAGCCUUGUUUUGGAGGUGUACAGUGUACGGAAACAGUGGACGGAGUCCAGUGUGGUCAGUGUCCGACAGGAGUGAUAGGCGACGAAUCACGGAAUGGUUGUCAAGACGAGACAAUAACGUGCCAAUCCAGACCCUGUUUUCCAGGAGUCACUUGCGUUGACACUACGUACGGGUACGAGUGUGGAGAUUGUCCGACCGGCAUGCAGGGAAACGGGACUGCCGAUGGAUGUGUUCAAUCCCCAGAGAGUUGUGAAAGUCUUCCUUGCUUUGAUGGAGUUCUUUGUAUUGAUAUCGAUGACGGAUAUCAGUGCGGUCCCUGUCCACAAGGCAUGACGGGAAAUGGAACAAAAUCUGGCUGCCACCCCAUUGGUUGUGAUUCAAAUCCUUGUUUUGCUGGAGUGGAGUGUGUAGAUUCCAAUAAUGGAUAUCAAUGUUCGUCGUGCCCUGAGGGAUAUAAAGGGAACGGGACAUAUUGCACGGAUAUUGACGAGUGUAGAGUACAUAACCCAUGCAGUUUCAUGACGGAAUGCGUGAAUUUAAUUCCUGGAUAUAAGUGUACAAGCUGCCCCUCUGGAUACUCCGGAAAUGACGUGUCUGGAGUCGGUAUCGAGGGCCUGAAAGCCGUACAGCAGGCUUGUGAAGACGUAAAUGAAUGUGAAGACGGAAAUAAUGGAGGCUGUGUGGAUUAUUCUCACUGCACAAAUACACUCGGAUCCUUUGUAUGUGGAGAGUGCUUUGAUGAUUUUGUCGGUAACCAGACAGUUGGAUGUCGAGAGAUGAAGACGCUCUGUCCAGACGGAGUGAGAGAGUGUCACAAACACGCCAUGUGUGUCAUGGGAAUAUCGGGGUAUGACUGCCAGUGCCGAAUUGGAUAUGCUGGUAAUGGGGAAUACUGCGCCAAAGACAACGAUCUGGAUGGCAUGCCCAAUAUCGGGCUUCGUUGUAAAGAAUACAGAUGCUCAAGAGAUAACUGCCGAGAUGUUCCAAAUAGUGGUCAAGAGGAUGUUGACCUGGAUGGAAUCGGAGAUGCUUGCGAUGAAGACAUCGAUGGAGACGGAAUCGUUAAUAAUCCAGACAACUGCCCGUAUGUAGCAAAUCCUGGUCAGGAAAACACAGACGAAGGAGAAAAAGACAAUCAUGGAGAUUCUUGUGAUAACUGUCCUAGUGUACCCAACACUGACCAGCUCGAUACGGACAAGGACGGCGUUGGCGAUGCCUGUGACCCUGAUAUAGAUAAUGACGGAAUUUUGAACGACAAGGACAAUUGUCCUAAAGUGGCUAACCCUGACCAGGAUGAUGGGGAUGAAGACGGCAUCGGGGAUCUGUGUGACAACUGUCCCUUUCUGGCGAAUAAAUUACAGAAUGAUUCUGACCAUGACUCUAUCGGCGACAUCUGUGACACGAACGAAGACGAAGACAGUGAUGGAAUACAAGACAAUUACGACAACUGUGAGUUUGUUCCAAACGCUGACCAGUUGGACACAGACGAGGAUAAUAUCGGCAAUGUUUGUGAUGAAGACGAUGACAAUGACGGGGUAGAUGAUGAUGACGAUAACUGCCCUCUCGUAUCAAACCCUGACCAGGUCGACACGGAUGGUGAUGGAUACGGUGACGCCUGCAUAGAUGAUACUGAUGGAGAUGGAUUCGCUGAUGUGGAGGACGUUUGUCCGGAACAUAAAGAUAUCCAUUCCACUGACUUCCGGUCUUUCCAGACAAUCCUGUUGGAUCCAGUUGGGGAUUCUCAAAUAGACCCGGAGUGGCUUAUUUUAAACCAGGGAGCAGAAAUAGUUCAAACAAAGAAUAGCGAUCCUGGGUUAGCUGUCAGUAAUAUCACGUUUUCUGGCGUGGAUUUCAGCGGGACUUUCUUUGUGAAUACGGACGUGGAUGAUGAUUAUGCUGGAUUUAUCUUCAGUUUUCAAGACAACUCUAAAUUUUAUUGUAUCAUGUGGAAGAAGUCCGCUCAGACAUACUGGCAUCCCACUCCAUUUCGGGCAGUUGCGGAGCCCGGAAUUCAGCUGAAGCUGGUAAAUUCCAAAACCGGUCCGGGUGAAUACCUCAGAAAUGCUUUAUGGCACACAGGAGAUACAACAGACGAAGUACAGCUUCUUUGGAAGGAUCCUAGAAAUACAGGUUGGAAGGAGAAGACAGCAUAUCGACUGGAGUUAAUUCAUAGACCGAAUAUCGGUCUUAUUAGAAUUUUGUUGUUUGAAGAAACAAGCCUAAUGGCUGACUCAGGAAAUGUGUAUGACGCCACUCUGCGUGGCGGAAAACUGGGCGUAUUUAGCUUUUCUCAGGAGGGUGUCAUAUGGUCUGAUCUGGUUUAUAGGUGUAAUGAUUACGUACCACGCGGCUUGUUGAGAGAGGGAGCCGAGCCUUUAGAACCAGCUGAGGGAUUUCUGGAAGAUUCCGGGAUGUACCAGUUUGUCAGAAAGAGAUAAAGGCCGAUAUAGAUUUCAUAUCGUCACCUUCUGAAAGUGCACAUUGAGAGAGACCUCGGUCGUUUUACAAUGAUAGGUCCGUGGUUGUGUAUUUUUUUUAAUCAGUCUCUGUCCAUCAUGCUGUGAUACUGUCUUAUGAAUAUGCAAUAACAUGCCUUCUCUGUGUAUUUGUCGUAACAAAAGACUCUAAGUGGCGCUUAUAUGUAACCAUUCUUUCUAAGUAAGGAAGUAUAUAUUUUUUGAUUUGAAUCCCCAAUAUUAAUUUGAAUUCCCAAUUUUUUUGAUAUAUUAUGAACACUUUCGAAAAUGAUGAAAUAAAUUGAAUAAUUAUAAAAUAUCA